This is a messenger RNA of Theobroma umbraticum, 2284 nucleotides long. RefSeq lists its product as uncharacterized. Lineage: Eukaryota; Viridiplantae; Streptophyta; Magnoliopsida; Malvales; Malvaceae. Gene Ontology annotation, biological process: sesquiterpene biosynthetic process. The record is from RefSeq and is a predicted model, not a curated record. Gene Ontology annotation, molecular function: cyclase activity.
CAGGGCCGCAUGUUCACAAAGGAAGAGAUACGGAAUGACCUUGGAUUGAUGCAGAAGCUGUUCAGUGUACUGUUUGUUGUGUCAUGCUUGAAAGUACAUCUGUACAUCAUGUUGCUGCAGCUAAAGCAAAAGGCAAUUUUUUUUUUUCACUUUUUAAGGGCGAUUUCAAAAAAUAUCAGAAACAAACAGGGUGUCUCAUGAACUCCUUUUUCAGUUUUCCAUAUGUAAGCCUAAGUACCAGCUUGUAGUUUUCUUCUGUAUCAGAAUUACACUGUAAGAGUUAGGGCAUAGGAGCUUCUCUCUGUGAAGCACAGUGCCGGGAUUGAUUGAGAGUUCAAAUUGGAUAUUAGAAUGGCUUCAAGUGGUAAUGGGAAUCAAAAAGACCAAGGUGAGGAAUCCCUUGUCACUAAUACAAAUGGACAAGUUCCUCUUCACAUUUCAACAUCACAAAGGAUGCUUCUAAACGAUGAAAACCCUCAAAGGUCCCUUAGCAGCUUUAUGUCUACCCCAAAUAGAAUAAAGUUUUUCAAAUUUGGUUCUGCAUCUGCGAAAUUCAAGCGUAUAGCUGAAGAGAGAGAUGAGAUUUCUCGGUUGGUGGCUUCCUCAAGUGGUCAUCGUUUUCGAGAACGCCUGACUGGGGUUUUUGCAAAAAAAAUUGAUUGGGUUUCUCUCAUGAAAAUGUCUAAGCAAUGGAUUAAGGACCCAAUGAAUAUGGCCCUCUUUGUAUGGAUUAUGUGUGUUGCUAUCUCAGGUGCUAUUCUGUUCCUUGUCAUGACUGGAAUGUUGAAUGCAGUGCUUCCUAAGAAGUCCCAGAGAGAUGCAUGGUUUGAAGUCAACAAUCAAAUUCUCAAUGCGCUAUUUACUCUUAUGUGUCUGUAUCAACACCCUAAACGAUUUUACCAUCUUGUGCUUCUUUGUAGAUGGAAACCAGAAGACAUUUCCCGACUCAGAAAGAUAUACUGUAAGAAUGGGACCUAUAAGCCCCAUGAGUGGGCACACAUGAUGGUGGUUGUUGUGCUACUCCAUAUUAACUGUUUUGCUCAGUAUGCCCUUUGUGGUCUGAACUUAGGAUACAGGAGAUCUGAGCGACCUGCCAUUGGAGUUGGAAUAUGUGUAUCAGUUGCAAUAGCUGCACCGGCGAUGGCUGGUGUUUACACCAUUGUUAGCCCUCUUGGGAAGGAUUAUGAUUCUGAAAUGGAUGAGGAAGCACAAAGGCAGAUUGAUACUGGUGAAAGUAGGAGGCCAGAGCAGUUAAGGCGACAAUCAUUGGAGAAGAGAUACUCAUUUGCAUCUGGAGGUGAAGAAAGAAUUGUUGAGAGUAGACCACUCUGGAGUGGAGGGAUCCUUGACUUUUGGGAUGAUAUUUCUCUAGCUUAUCUUUCUCUUUUUUGUAGUUUUUGUGUCUUUGGGUGGAAUAUGGAGAGACUUGGGUUUGGGAACAUGUAUGUACAUAUUGCAACUUUUCUCCUGUUUUGUAUGGCUCCUUUCUGGGUUUUCAACUUGGCUGCUGUGAAUAUUGAUAAUGAGACUGUCAGAGAGGCUCUUAGUGUUACCGGAAUUGUUCUUUGUAUGUUUGGUUUGCUAUAUGGUGGCUUCUGGAGGAUUCAAACGAGAAAGAGAUUCAAUUUGCCAGCUUAUAGCUUCUGCUUUGGUCAACCAGCAGUUAGUGAUUGCACACUGUGGCUAUUCUGUUGUUGGUGUGCUCUUGCUCAGGAAGCACGCACUGGGAAUUCUUAUGAUAUUGUAGAAGAUAAGUUAAUAGAAAAGCAAAUGGACAAUGGUAACCAGCAGCUGAUAUCACCUUUACCUCGUGAAGAUGGGAUUGGGCAAUUUAGUCCUAGCCCUAGUUCUUCACCUGGAUACAAUUCUAGCCCAUCCAUGAAAUUUACAGCCUAUUCUUCAGGUCCUAGAAUAGUUUCAAAGGAAUAUUAUAGUCCAGAACGGCAGCUUUCUAUGGUGAAAGAAGAGUCGUUUGUAUGUGGUAAAGAUGAAACUAUGAUUCCACCCGCUCCAUCAUUGAUACAGAGAGAGGCAACAUAAUUUGCUGAAGUUUUCAAGCAUCAUUGUCCUGGUAUGAUGAAUUGAUGUUCAUGUAGACGGAUGUUUUUGAGAGCAUUGAGAAUGGAUUUACAUAAUUUCACAUUUUCUCAUACUUUCUCAUUUCUUUUCCUUUUUGGAUGAACCUAUGUAAAAUUUACAUUCAGGAGCACAACACUGUUAUUCUGGAGAUAUCUCUUUCUUAGCAGCAUUAGUUUUCAGAUGGUAUUGCAAUUUUUGUUCAUAA